Molecule: messenger RNA, 1059 nt
Organism: Wallemia ichthyophaga EXF-994
Lineage: Eukaryota; Fungi; Basidiomycota; Wallemiomycetes; Wallemiales; Wallemiaceae
Product: Required for meiotic nuclear division protein 1-like protein
Exons: 2
Coding region: 1-1059 (352 amino acids)
Biological process (GO): positive regulation of mitochondrial translation
Source: RefSeq, a predicted model, not a curated record
AUGCCCGUCUUGGCUUUCUCAACUGCUGAAAGAUACGACUUUAACUCACUCAAAUCAUCACUAUCUGCGUAUAACUCAUAUCUAGUACCAGACUCUGAUGGCGCAAUCUAUAUUCCUCUAGACAACACCGGCGAUAAAGAAGUCUUCAUCUUUAAAUCUGGCAGUUUCGUUACCUGGGGCAUGGAUACUGAUCAAGGUGAACGAUUCUUGCGUCAAGUCAUUAGAAGAGGCAAUACGCCUUCCAAUAAUCAAAUCAGUCUACAGAAAGUGCUAGAGGCUAGUGGUAGAUUUAAGAACACUGGCUGGGUUGAGAAAAAUCGCUACCUUGAAUUUGAAACUGAACAGUUAGAUUACGUUGUUGAUCCUUCUGAAUCAACUAGAUUGCAAGGUGAUUUAAUCGUUUUAGGUCAAGACUCGGAUUUAGACUCUAUCAAAAGUAUUUCUUCAAACUCACAGUUGAACACUAAUGAAUACCCUAUGUUAUUAACGAAAUACUCCUUCUCGCACGCUCUCAGUCGCAGUGCAAAAUUGUCCGCUUUAGAAUCACAAUUAUCAACCUACCUAUCAAAGGUCUCAUCAAUCCCUUCUUACCUCGCUCUCAAUGGCAAAGUCCCUCCUGAAAUGGAUAGAAAAGCCAUUGCUAGUAGUAUGGGCGAAUUACUCAGAUUCAGACAGGGCCUGAAUUUGGAACUUGACAAUGAAGGUGAGAACUUUUGGGGUGUACCUGAUGCCUUAUGGGAUGAACAGAUCCUAGAGAGUUAUUUUCAACAAGUUUCUGAAGUUUUGGAUAUAAAACCACGCGUUGACGCUAGAUUAUCUACAAACGCACGUAUUCACUUUAUUCGCUCUUCCUCUUUUAACCUCCUCCCCAACAGUCAAACAAGCCAUCGUAUGGAGUUGAUCAUUAUUGCGUUGAUUACGGUUGAAGUAGCGUUGGCUAUUAUAACCCAUGGUAGAGAAAUUUAUCUCGUACUUACUGAGGAAGAACCUGGUCAGGAUGGUCAGGAUAAUCAGAAUACGGAGGCGGUGCAUCUAAGCAAUCCAUUGAGGGUUCACUAG